CACACACACACCAUCUCCGAGACACACACACCAUUCAAGACUACUGGAAAGCCGAAAAUCUGGGUAUUGGCUUCCUCUGACAACGGUUGUUUCAGCUACCUGAGCUCAGAGACGCAGAGAAUACUCGGCAGGAUGGACCGGAACGAGAGUCACAUGAAUGUGAAGUUGGGAAAUACGGACGCACGGUCCCCUUCCCGAGCUGAACCUGAUGUAUCGUAUGCUGAACUGAAUUUCAAGACCCGCUCUGCGCCCCGGGUGCGGAAAGAUCGAGGCGAUCUGAACUCCACCUAUUCAGAUCUGAACUUUCGGAAAGAGAAACCCGGCAUCGAUCAGGAUGAAGAUCCUCCCAUUGCCUCGGGACCUAACGGUUUGUCAACCACUACACAAACAGCGGCGCAGGAACAGGAGUCGAAAGUGAAGAUCGGAAAUAGACCGUACCGUCUGAUCUGCCUACUCUGCCUAGUUACGUCCGCCCUCAUCGUGGUGGUGGUGGGUCUCUCAAUCCAUGUGUCACAGAUUCGUCAGUCUUACGAAACAUGUCACGGAAAAUCUAAUCUGUCCGAUCUUAAACGAAUGAACAGCGAUCUCCGUCUCCAGUUCACUGAGAUGGAAACGAAGUACAGAUCUGUCAAAGAAGCCAAAGCUCAAAUCUGUGAAUUGCUGAUCAGCAGAAGAGGUGAUGCAUCAUCCCCCUCUUUCACCCGCUCCUCAUCACACGAGCAAACAUGUGUCAAGGACUGGGUCACAAAUAAAGACCAGUGUUAUUACGUAUCCACGUUUGAUACCACUUUCCAAAAAGCGGAUCAAGAAUGUUCAAACCGUGACUCAAGGCUGCUGGAAAUCAAUUCAAGUGAUGAAGCGUUCUUUGUAUUCCACAAUCUUCUGGUCAUCAAACUUGCUUACUGGAUUGAAAAAUGCGAAAACGGGACGGUGGGCCGGAGUCUCCUGUACAAGCACUCUGGAGCACCCGUCUGCAGACGGUGCGGAAGUGGUGACACUUGUGAUGUUGCUAUUCGGAAUUUCAUCUGCGAGAAGUCGGCACCUUUGAUCCCGGAUGUUACUGAAAAGAUCCAGGGUCUCUGCCAACUGCCAGUGGAGUCAACAUGAGUCAAGUGACUGCCCUCAUUUUCUCCACCUUCUCUCUCACUCCUAAAUCCUUUCAAAUUCCCUCCCCACACUCUCUGCCCCUCCCUCCUACUCCAUCUCCUCUUGUUGCAACCAUAUUCUCCCCACCAGACACCGACAAAUCCCUCUCGCCAUCUAUCCCCUUCUCUCUCGCCAUUCCCCCGUCCCGCUCUUCCGCGCUCCCUCUACCUUUCUCUCUACCCUCUCGCCUCCCCUUAUUUCCUCAAACUUUCUCCGCCCACUCUUUCUCUUCUCCCUCUGCACACCUCUUACAUCUCUCUCCCCUUCGCUCCCCCAGACACUCUCUCUCUACCCUCCCCAUUCUCUCUGAACACUCCGUCUCCCUGACCUCUCUCUCCCUCUCUCUUUCUGCUUUCAAUUCACUCUCACCUCAAUCCUGUCCCUUCUGGUGCUCGAUAACCCAACCCUGGGUGAAAGUCUGUCCGCAUUCUCUCUGUCUGUGCCCCUCUUGUACCACGGCAACGUGACCUCCCGACUCCUGUACUCAGUGUGACUGGUGAAGACCAGCGGGCCAAGUGUCCUGUCCACUCUUAUCGGAUGUUUUCCUCAGGAAUCGCUAUUUCAUUUAUAAUCUGAAACUUAUCACGCCUGGAAUUUGUUCUUUUGAAGGAUCAGUACGGCGCAAAGAUGUACAAUUAAUGUAAACUGCAAAUAUGAAUAAACACCACAAAUAUGUCGA
Hypanus sabinus (Atlantic stingray) is the source of this 1825-nucleotide messenger RNA. Its product is annotated as oxidized low-density lipoprotein receptor 1-like. The transcript has 9 exons. Bases 133 to 1107 code for a protein of 324 amino acids. The record is from RefSeq and is a predicted model, not a curated record. NCBI's taxonomy places the organism in Eukaryota, Metazoa, Chordata, Chondrichthyes, Myliobatiformes, Dasyatidae.